Molecule: messenger RNA, 3025 nt
Organism: Dermatophagoides farinae (American house dust mite)
Lineage: Eukaryota; Metazoa; Arthropoda; Arachnida; Sarcoptiformes; Pyroglyphidae
Source: RefSeq, a predicted model, not a curated record
AUCAAAACAACAAAAACAACGAGCAAUCAUCAUCAUUAAUCAUUAAUUAGAUUAUGAUUGUUUAAAUUUUCACUUCCUUCUGCUUGUGAUCCGAUUCCUCAUCGACAGAAUCCAGAAUGAUUCAUCAGAAUAUCUCGUUAGCUUAAUUUGAUUCAAUUUCAUUCUUUUAGGUUGUCAUUCUAUUCAAUAUAUUAAUCGUUGUCGAAACAAAAUUUCGUUACCACUACGACUGCAUCAGUAGGAAAAAUUCGAGCUCACUAAAACAUAAUAUGGUAAAAGCGUUGUAAACACGAAAAGACACAUACACAUAAACAUUGAAGCCUCGAAGUCUUUUUAUUCGAUUUGGAUUCGAAACGAGUUUCGGAGCCCGAAAGACAACGAAGAUUUUUGUGAGAUAAAACACUGCGUUUCAAUUUGUGAAUGCGCGUAAUUCAAACCAUUUGGAUUUUGCUCCAUUUAUUUUAGUGAUAGCAUUCCUAUCAUCAUAUCAAAAUAAAGCAAUUGUUUUAAUUAACAAGUGAUAAAAAUUGAAUAAGUGACAAUUAUUGAAUGAAUGAUUUAACGCUAAGGUAAAUUCCAUCGAAUCAUCUUCAUCGAAUCAUGACAAGUGAAAAACUUGCAUCAACAACCUUGAAUGAAUAACAAAAAAUUAAUGAUUACACAAAAGCUUGCUCGAAGCUACUAUAAACAGAAGCACUUGAAAGAACCAUUAUAUUAUCCUUUGAAUUUUUAUUUCAUUGUUUGUUUGCGUACAUACGCCUAGAACAUAACAUAACAUCAUCCACUAAAAAAGUCACAUCGGUACUUUUUUCCUAUUGGAUACAGAUUCAUUUCGUCGAUCUAACGCAUCAUCGCUGUUCGACAAUCAUUCAUGAAGCUUAAUUUGUUCCAGACAUAUACACGCUCUAUUUAACACGGUACGUGUAGUAUCCAUUGGUUACCGGUUUUAGAAUUGACGUAGACAAAAAAAAACAAACAAAUACGAAUACCAAUUGUUUGCUGAUCAUUUUAAUCUAAUCUAUAGUUACAAAAUGCCCAUCUACUAUAAAAAAGUUAGCCAUGAUGCUAACGACCUAAGCUUAAUCGAAUCUGGACUUGGUUCAACAUCAACAGCCAAUGUUGGCAUUGGUGGAAAUUCAUUUUUCAACAAUAUCGGUUCAAUACCUAAAAAAUUAACGAAUAAUUUUGGCUCAAGAUCAAGUAUCAAUGAAGUAGAAUUGGAAAAGAUAAGCUUUAGUUUUCCUGGCUCAAAUGAAGAUUGUGAACAUGGUGGUGAUGAAUUUGAUAAAUCAAGACUAUUGUCAAAAACAAGCGAUGCUGAUCGUGAUCGUUUGAUGACCAGGUUUGGUCCUGUCGUAAUUGUUAAACAAUCUCCAACGACGACUGUGGAUGGACAAAAUAAAUCACAACCAUCGGUCGCACCGAGACCAGUGAUCAUCACUUAUCAUGAUAUUGGUCUAAAUUAUUUCUCCAAUUUCGAAUCAUUCUUUUCUCGUACAUAUAUUAAACAGAUGCUACAAGAUUUCCGUAUCUAUCAUGUUAAUGCACCCGGACAAGAAGAAAAUUCCGCGGAUCUUUCUUCAAAUUAUCUGUUCCCAACCAUGGAUGAAUUAUGUGAACAAAUGGGUGAAAUAUGUCGUUAUUAUAAUAUUCAGGAAUUCAUUGGUUUUGGCUACGGAGCUGGUAGUAAUGUGCUCAGUCGUUUUGCUCUCAAACAUCCAGAUAUGGUAGAAGGUUUAUUUUUGAUCAACCCAUCUGCGACGACAUCUACGUGGACAGAAUGGUUCUAUCAGAAAUUGAAUCUCCGUGCAUUGGCUCAAACAACAGCGGCACCAUCGACAACAAAUGUAUCGACUAGUUCAUUAGCUCCAAAUCCGGAUUUGCCUAUUUCUGUUCAGGAUUAUUUCCUCUGGCAUUUGUUUGGCAAUUUAAGCUUACCGGAUCGCCCAAUCGAUGAUGAAGCAGUAACAUUUUAUCGACGAUAUUUUAGCACCGGAGUGAUCAAUAAACACAAUCUGGCUCGCUUUUUGGAAUCAUAUCUGAAUCGUUCAGCAUUGGGUAUAUCGCGUGAUGAUCGCAUCACUAAUUUCAAAUGUCCUGUAGCCAUCGUUAGUGCCGAUUAUUCUCCACAUGUAGAUGAAUCUGUAAAAAUGAAUUCACGAUUAGAUCCAACCAAUUCAACUUGGGUCAAACUUGGUGAUUGUUCAAUGCCUUUAGAAGAACAGCCAAAUAAAACGGCCGAAGUUUUGCGCUUGUUUCUUCAAGGCUUAGGCUAUACGUUGAAAAAGGCAUUAAAUCGAAGCCGUGGAUCAUCAUUGUUGAGUGGUAAAAGCAUGCCUUGUUUGCAAUUUCUUCAAGCAACAAAACAAAAUUCGUCCACAGAACCAACAGCUACAAUCAUUCCAGAUUCCAAUGGAACAACCACAUAUGCAACUGUUUCAUCAUCAUCACCAUAAGACAAUUGACAAGCUAUACUUGCCGAUAGUGGUCUAAGUGUUUAACUUGUCAAAUCAAUUCAUGAUAAUCACAAAAAAAUAUUCAGUCGACAAUUCAACUUUAAACCACAAAAACCAUAUUUACCGAAUUUUAUCUGGAUAUCUUUUAAUUUUUUAUCAAUCAUUUUGUCUACGGCAUUUCUAUCUACCUUCAGUAUAGCAUUUGUUUCAGUUAUUUUACCAGUUUUUAAAAGUUAGAAUCAAUCCAUCUGCUGACCAACGAAAGACAAUCUGAAAUUUUCUUAUAAUUAAGCAAUCAUUUUAUAUUUCAUGAGAAUCCAUAAUUGCCGUUUCUUGUUUAUUUUAUAAAUUAUUUUUUUUUGAUUUUAAUACAAUUAUCAAUAAGUUUAUCAUUUUGUUAGAUACGUAUUAUUUUUCGAUAAGUUUUUUUUUGUUUGAUUUAAUCUCUUUACAUUGUUUCCUAUAUGUGAUAAAAAGCAGAAUUUUUGUUCUUCAAAAGAAUCGAUUGAAUACCCAAACAGAAAUCACAAAGACAAUUUAAUCAAUAAAAACUAAGUUUAAUUUGAAAA